Messenger RNA from Fusarium falciforme, 1956 nucleotides. RefSeq lists its product as hypothetical. The record is from RefSeq and is a predicted model, not a curated record. Bases 1 to 1956 code for a protein of 651 amino acids. The transcript is spliced from 5 exons. Lineage: Eukaryota; Fungi; Ascomycota; Sordariomycetes; Hypocreales; Nectriaceae.
AUGCCGUUGCAGUUGACAUUUCUCAACACUAGUGAUGCCCCUGGUUUAGGGGUGGUGGAGACGAAGCAGAUGAGAGCUCACAUCACCAAGACAAAUUUUGCCAGGCGAAGACAGAGGCUUGCCAAGGAAAGACGGCAAAAGAACCUCCAAGAGAUCCAUGAAAGGGACCUGGUAGCUCAGCCGGAGAAGCCCAUGUCUGGCAAUGAAGCCACCCCCCAAGUACCGACAGCACCCUCCUUGGACCCCGGCUCCGACAUGCUAUUGUCAACACGCUCUAGAGACCCCCAUAAUUCGAUUAGCUACUUGCUCUAUGAGUUCCGACCCAUCGUCUUCCCGGCUGGCUACGGCUACCCCGGUUCCGAGAGGGAGACGGUCUGGGUCGAUCAACUACUUGCCGAGCCCGCUCUCAUCGAGGCGUCCAUGGCUAUUGGCCUCAAGUACACACCCAGGCAUAGAAGCCCAUGGACGUCCCGAGAAGCCGAUAUACGAAAGUGUAUGGCUAUUAGCAUGAUCAACAAACGACUCGACACUGCCGCUAGCUUGUCGGACGGCAUGCUCGGGGCUGUGUUCACGUUGGCUUUUGCAGAGCGGCUUGCAAGUGAUGAAAGAGCUUUGGACGUGCAUAUCCAGGGUUUGGCUCAGAUGAUCAGACUGAGACGGGCAGCGGGAAUUACUCGAGUUCCAUCAUGGUUCUCCGACUUUCUCAUCUACGACUCGAUCGGUCAAGCAAUCACGUCCACCAACGGCUCCCACGAAAAGCUUAUGCAAGCCCUGCGGAACGAGGAUAACCCAACGUCCCUAGACGUUUCCAGAAUAACCAGCGGCAUAUUACAGCUCCGCAAAUCACUUGAUGAGUUUAACGCAACCAAAGUUCCGUCGAAAAACGAAAUUCUCAACAUUGAACAUCAAGUUGACUGCCUGCAGCUUGAAGUGGAGGUUGUGUUGGGAAGUGAUGACCAUUACAUCCGCACUUUGCGCUUUGCCCUGCAACUCUUUUUGUUGCUUUCUUGGUUAUCGAGGCCUGACACGGAUUUUGGUGUUCUUGCCGAGGAACUGAGACGGUCUCUAGCACAGCCUCAUAUCAGAUUGUGUUCCUCGGUCGAGCCAACUAUCUGGCAGUUUUUUGUUGGGGCUGUUGCAGCGGAAAAGUCGGUGGAGACUCGAACGUGGUACAUUGACAGAUUGCAGAGGGUUUUUGACUCGAUGCAAGUGACGAAAUGGACUGAAGUGGUUCAGCUUCUUGAUAGGACAUUCAUGCCCGACAUGGGGCUAUUGGAGAGAUUCAAGCUCGUGUGGCAGGAAAUCGGUUACGUAGGACAGAGGAAAUAUUGCCUUCGGGCCCUAAUUUUUAUGGGCGCUGCUGCCAUUCUCUUCUCCGAAACAAUGGCUUUAGAAUACGUCCUUCAAGCCGUCGACCCGGCCACUCUUUACAAUAACAGGGUCACCAUCUGGGACUCGAUCCCGCACCUGGAUGUCUGGAUCCACCAAACAGAAUUCGAUCCUCCUACUGUGAGAGUCGAGGUAACAAACGAAAAUAACCACAUCAUUACCUUUUCCAAAUGGAACUCGCCUCUAGACCCCGAGGCAAUUCAAAAGAAGAUCCUUCAGGUCAACCGCCAGCUCGACUGGCCUCUCACCGAUCUUCCCAUCUACGGCCUACGACCAAACUUCACCAGCCCAUGCGAGGUACAGAACAAGGAAAAGGCCGAGGACCUGGUGGAACUCCCACCUGGGUUCGCAAUCCAGCAAGACCACGUGUUCGAUAAAGAGUCGGGCUGGGAUCUCUCAAAGCGCCACAGGGCAGGAAGACUUCGCAAAUCAGCUCUGCAGAUGGUUGGGAUGUGGCGUGGUGUGUGGAACAUGACCAAGGAGGAGGUGCUUGAGCUGCCAGCACGUGAAGAUGAAUAUUCAGAGUGUCCUUGGUUUACUUCCAACUUCGUCCUACCGCGAUUUUGA